Messenger RNA from Paramacrobiotus metropolitanus, 1122 nucleotides. RefSeq lists its product as uncharacterized. NCBI's taxonomy places the organism in Eukaryota, Metazoa, Tardigrada, Eutardigrada, Parachela, Macrobiotidae. The transcript is spliced from 4 exons. Bases 161 to 1024 code for a protein of 287 amino acids. The record is from RefSeq and is a predicted model, not a curated record.
UGCGUAUCCAUGUGACCUACAUAUAAACCUUGUUUUAUGUGGUGGCUGUAACUGAACAGUAACGCGCACGUACGCAUGUACAGAAAUUAAUAAAUUUUUCUGUUUUCGAAUAAUAUAGUUGUUCGCCAGUUAGUACCUUUUUGUCAACUGUAUUUCAUCAAUGCAGUUUUCGGUUUACAUUGUUGCCUCGGGUGUAUAUGCCCUUUCGAUUUUGCUGAGCGGUUUAGCCGCGGAUGUGGAGAAUCUGGAUCCUAUUACAUAUACGGAAUCCUUUCGCACAUUCGAAUAUGCUUUCGAGUGCACGUUGCAUCCCUGGAAGGAGGAUGCGGAUGAUUUAUACCAGGCCAUUAGUCAUCAGCCGGGAAGUUCCUGUCAAUUGCAUAACCUCACACAGUUGGGUGGUCCGCCAAAGGGAGACGACGCGGUCAAAUACGAAAUUCGCUACGGUUGUCGGCGACCCAAUAAACCGGACAACUGCACCAGCGCGAACGAUACAUCCCAGUGCACCGUAGAAAAAGCUUGUCAUUGCUGUACCGAUAUUCUCGUUGAGGAAUUGUGUCUGUACGCACGGUUCUCCUUGGACCUAAUUUCCAGCCAAUGUAAACCCAUCCCGCUUGACCAGGCCGUGGCGACGGCUGUUGAGAGCGCAAUGAAGUCGGAUAACGGCACUAUUUAUGUUGAAUAUUCGCCACCAGCCACACUGCCAUUCAGACAAAAUACACCGUACUGCACGAGCCGCUUAGAUUUGCCGGCACGCUGUUUACAAAAGAUGUUGGUCCUUGUGGACACCGGGAAAUGUUUGCUUAAAAUAAUCUUGGAUGAGUAUGGCGCGGUACCCCCUGAUACUAUCUGGAAUACCAUGAAACCCAUCACCAACGAGCAGUAUACACAGUUUCUGGGCCUGAGUGACCAUGGCAUUAAUUGCUAUCGUCACAACAACAACAACUGUGAUGCUUGCCUGAGCCUACCCCUGGUGCAGGAUAUCAAGGAGAACGCAUACCAGAUAGAAUCAGCGCCGGAAUAAAGCGGUUUGCCGGUGUAGCUGUUUUAAAUAUUUAGAAUAUAAAACCAUUCCUGCUGUUAAUUGUACUAAAUAGUAAAUAAUACUGUCAGCUAUUCUGU